This is a messenger RNA of Maniola jurtina (meadow brown), 1716 nucleotides long. RefSeq names its product odorant receptor 4-like. The transcript has 9 exons. NCBI's taxonomy places the organism in Eukaryota, Metazoa, Arthropoda, Insecta, Lepidoptera, Nymphalidae. Gene Ontology annotation, biological process: detection of chemical stimulus involved in sensory perception of smell; sensory perception of smell. The coding region runs from base 1 to 1221 and encodes 406 amino acids. Gene Ontology annotation, cellular component: plasma membrane. The record is from RefSeq and is a predicted model, not a curated record. Gene Ontology annotation, molecular function: odorant binding; olfactory receptor activity.
AUGGACGGAAUGAAAGAUUUUCCUACCGAAUUCACCAGGCCUUUCUUCGUCUCUUUCAAUUAUUUAAGGAAAUGUAAAAUUGGAUAUUUCGAUAACGACGUGCCCUUUUGGCAGAAAUACUGGCGCUUCAUUAUUAAGACCGUGCUUGCAUUUUUGAACCUAAUCUCUAUGUGGAUGUACUUGUUCAGCGUUUUCGGGUCGCAGAUGAAUAUUGCUGAUAUCGCAUUCAUGGCAACUUCUUGCUUGAUAGCGCUCCAAAGUGUAUUAAAAGCAACGGUUCUGUUUCCAAAGAAGAAGGAAAUCGAAAACCUGAUUAGGGGUCUAGCUAGGAUGUGGAAAACGGAAAAUUUGAAUAAUAUCCAAACGAAGCAGAAAAACCGACGUCUAAAGCAGAUGAACGUUGGUCUGAAAGUUUUUUACUGGGCAAGCAGGGCUUCAGUGGUUCUAAAUCUAGGUCCUCAGCUGAUUUAUACCGUGGUCGGGAAAAUUCGUCAGCAGGACUUUGAAUUUAUACUGCCAUUCGGAUAUGUGUAUCCGUUUGAUCCCGUCAGGAAUUGGGGGCGAUACCUAGUGGUUUACUUUUUCCAAUGUUACAGCUUUGUUCACUUGACGGACUACUACCUCGGUGCACAAUGUUUGUCCAUAACUUUGUGCUUGCAACUUAGUACGGAAUUUGCUCUUUUACGAGAAGACAUAAAAAAUGCUAUACCGACGGCCAAUAAAAACAUAAUUACACAGGAGACGAAAUAUGUGAGCAAAAAUAUGAGAAUUGAAUCCAUGGUCAAAAAUCACCAAGAACUAAUCAAACUGGCGGAGUUAUUGAAUUACAUUUUCAAUCAAAUGGUUUUCAUCGAUUUGUGCUUCUUUGCUGUCAUACUGUGUUUUUUCGCCAUUAGUAUAUCGGUAUCUCACGAUGUUAUGGAUAGGAUCACCCAUAUAACGAGUUUGCUGACCGUUCUGGCUUUGGUUUACAUUGUCUGCUACUACGGCGAAAUGCUGAAAGAGGAGAGUGCGGCAAUAGCAGAAUCUGCGUAUGAGAACCCAUGGUACAAGGGAGGUACACACUACCAAAAGACCAUUGCAUUAGUCAUCAUGAGAGCUCAACAUCCCUGCCAUGUGACAUCUUUGAAUUAUGCACCGAUAUCUCUCAACACUUUUACUAAGGUAGUCAGCUCUACAUGGUCUUACUUCUCUUUAGCUAUGACAAUUGUGCAGAAAUAAUUUACCAAGUUACUUAAGAAGCAUAGAAGACACUUUCUAUCUUACUUUUGUCCUUUGGGUCCCAGUCUAUUUUUUGAAGAUUUCCUCGAGUAUAGUAAUAAUUACUUAGCUUCUAAGCUUUAAAUAACUUAUCGACACUUUACGGAUGGAUCGAUUAGAUUUAUCAAUAGAUAGCUUCUAAGCUUUAAAUAACUUACGAACACUUUACGGAUGGAUUGAUUAGAUUUACCUAUCAAUUGUCGUCGUAAAUUCGCAGAAUUCAAUCCGUCUUUUUUCCUGAGCUAAUGUGUAGUUUGUAGUCACAGAGACAGUCACUACAAAUCCUAUUUAUCCAGUACAUUUCCCGCUCGUCGAAGCUGUUGGGGUAAAUAUUGGACUGCAUGCAUGGAGUAUUUGCUCCUCGUGUUCCACGUUCAUCCCCCGUCGUCUUAACAAGUUAACACAGGGAAUCCUAAACGCAUCUAUCGAGUGAUUUGUUUACCUGAAUGUUUACUU